AUUGAUCUCUUACAAGAUCUCAUCUAGCUCAAUUGUGUUAUGUGGUUUUGGGUAUUGUAGAUUUCUGUCUAGUUUUUCUUUUGUUGUUGUUGUGGUGAAGAUGUCUUGCUGUGGUGGAAAUUGUGGGUGUGGUGCCAACUGCAGCUGCGGCAAUGGCUGUGGAGGGUGCAAGGCCUUCCCAGAGAAGGUUGUGGAGGCCCCUCUGUUUGCUGCCACUGCUUCUGAUAUGGAGUAUUAUGAAGAAAUGAGUGUGGCAGGGGAGAAUGGAUGCAAAUGUGCAGGUGGGUGUAAGUGUGGAGACAACUGCACCUGCAAUCCUUGCAACUGCAAAUGAUAGCUUAUCAUUUGCUAAUGUCUGUGUGACAAGCUUAUCAUAUAAUAGUUGGAAUGUUAUGUUGUAAUAAAUAAACUAUGUUGUUGUACUCAUGUGUGUGGAAGGGUUGUUUAAGACAGAUAUAAGUUCCAUGUGAUUAAUGAUGACCUGCCUGUAUGGAAGUUGUGAAGACAAGCAAAUCUGUAUGUGGGUUUUAGAUUAAUGAAAUUAAUGCUGAUAAAUUAUUAUCUUAA
Cryptomeria japonica (Japanese cedar) is the source of this 567-nucleotide messenger RNA. Its product is annotated as metallothionein-like protein type 2. Gene Ontology annotation, molecular function: metal ion binding. The record is from RefSeq and is a predicted model, not a curated record. The coding region runs from base 101 to 334 and encodes 77 amino acids. NCBI's taxonomy places the organism in Eukaryota, Viridiplantae, Streptophyta, Pinopsida, Cupressales, Cupressaceae. The transcript is spliced from 3 exons.